This is a messenger RNA of Amphimedon queenslandica, 564 nucleotides long. Its product is annotated as E3 ubiquitin-protein ligase TRIM71-like. Gene Ontology annotation, molecular function: protein binding. The transcript has a single exon. The record is from RefSeq and is a predicted model, not a curated record. NCBI's taxonomy places the organism in Eukaryota, Metazoa, Porifera, Demospongiae, Haplosclerida, Niphatidae. Bases 1 to 564 code for a protein of 187 amino acids.
AUGGAUGGAUAUCGCAUAGCGUCAGUUGGUGAGGAGGGAAGUGGACCAUUACAAUUCAAAGAUCCUGGCUUUAUAGCCAUUUCACCUGUAACAGGAAAGGUUUAUAUUGCUGAUGUGGGUAAUCAUCGUAUACAAGUCCUGAAUCCUGAUCUAUCUUUCUCUCACUCAUUUGGUAGUGAAGGAUCAGCUGAUGGACAGUUUAAAUACCCACGGGAUGUCGCUUUUGACAAUCAAGGAUUAGUAUAUGUUGCUGAUACCGAAAAUCAUCGCAUUCAAAAGUUCUCUCCAUAUGGAAGUUUUGUGGAUCAGUUUGGCAGUAAAGGAUCUGAGCUUACUCAUCCAGUAUGUAUUACAGUAGAUACUGCUCCUACUGGUCUUGUGUAUGUUAGUGAAGAGAGCAAUCACCGUGUUUCAGUUUUUACUAGUGAUGGUGUGUUUAUUACUAGUUUUGGCAAGGAAGGUAGUAAUAUUAAUCAGUUUAAUAGUCCUCAUGGGUUAAUGGUUGAUAAAGAUGGGUUUUUGUAUGUUUGUGAUUCUCUUAAUGGCCGACUUGUUGUUUAUUAA